GCUGCGGUUAGUUUGUGGAGAGAGCUUGUCGCGCCCGGGACGACGCCGGUCAGACCCCAGAAAGCAGAGGCGACCCGGCGCGCCCGGGAGAGGCAGCACGGCCGCGCCUUCGCCCACCUCUGCAGGAUCCGGAGCGCAGAGUGAGUGGGCGUGAGGUUCCGGGUGCCGGGGUGGGACGUUCCUGGACCGCCGUGGUCGGGGCCCAGCGGCCGGAUGCCCGGCGAGGGCGGGCUUCAAAGUACUGACAGAAAGUUUUCAUUUGCCGUGUGCCACCCCCAGAGAGCUAAGUUAUACGCUCGCACCCUGUGCAUGCAAACCUAGCAGUCUUGGCAUCUGACGUGCUGUGUGUAGCUGCUGCUUGUGUUGAAUCCCCAGCGCUUCGCUGGGGCACAAGGUGACAGGAUGUCCCAGUGGUAUGAGCUUCAGCAGCUUGACUCCAAAUUCCUGGAGCAGGUUCACCAACUCUAUGAUGACAGUUUUCCCAUGGAAAUCAGACAGUAUCUGGCACAGUGGCUAGAAAAGCAAGACUGGGAGCAUGCCGCCAAUGAUGUUUCAUUUGCUACCAUCCGUUUUCACGACCUCCUAUCGCAGCUGGAUGAUCAAUACAGUCGCUUUUCUUUGGAGAAUAAUUUUUUGUUGCAGCAUAACAUAAGGAAAAGCAAGCGUAAUCUUCAGGAUAAUUUUCAGGAAGACCCAAUACAGAUGUCUAUGAUCAUCUGUAACUGUCUGAAGGAGGAAAGAAAGAUCCUGGAAAAUGCCCAGAGAUUCAAUCAGGCUCAGGCAGGGAAUAUUCAGAAUACUGUAAUGUUAGACAAACAGAAGGAGCUUGACAGCAGAGUCAGAAAUGUGAAGGACAAAGUUAUGUGUAUAGAGCAUGAAAUCAAGACCUUAGAAGAUUUACAGGAUGAAUAUGACUUUAAAUGCAAAACCUUGCAGAACAGAGAACAUGAAACCAAUGGUGUGGCAAAGAAUGAUCAGAAACAGGAACAGAUGUUACUCCAGAAGAUGUAUUUAAUGCUUGACAAUAAGAGAAAGGAAGUAGUUCACAAAAUAAUAGAGUUGUUGAAUGCCACCGAACUUACCCAGAAAGCCCUGAUUAAUGAUGAACUUGUGGAAUGGAAGCGGAGACAGCAGAGUGCCUGUAUCGGGGGACCCCCCAAUGCUUGCCUCGAUCAGCUGCAGAACUGGUUCACCAUAGUGGCGGAGAGUCUGCAGCAGGUUCGUCAGCAGCUUAAAAAGCUUGAGGAGUUGGAACAGAAAUACACGUAUGAACACGACCCUAUCACAAAAAACAAACAAGCGUUAUGGGACCGCACCUUCAGCCUCUUCCAGCAGCUCAUUCAGAGCUCAUUUGUGGUGGAAAGACAGCCCUGCAUGCCAACUCAUCCUCAGAGGCCAUUGGUCCUGAAGACUGGAGUACAAUUCACUGUGAAGUUGAGAUUGUUGGUGAAAUUGCAAGAGCUGAAUUAUAACUUGAAAGUCAAAGUCUUAUUUGAUAAAGAUGUGAAUGAGAGAAAUACAGUGAAAGGGUUUAGAAAGUUCAACAUUUUGGGCACUCACACGAAGGUGAUGAACAUGGAGGAGUCCACCAAUGGAAGUCUGGCGGCAGAAUUCCGACACCUGCAACUGAAAGAACAGAAAAAUGCCGGUGCCAGAACCAACGAGGGUCCUCUCAUCGUUACUGAAGAGCUUCACUCCCUUAGUUUUGAAACCCAGUUGUGCCAGCCUGGUUUGGUCAUUGACCUUGACACGACCUCUCUGCCCAUCGUGGUGAUCUCCAAUGUCAGCCAGCUCCCGAGUGGUUGGGCCUCCAUCCUGUGGUACAACAUGCUGGUGGCAGAACCCAGGAAUCUGUCCUUCUUCCUGAACCCACCUUGUGCACGAUGGUCUCAGCUUUCAGAGGUGCUGAGUUGGCAGUUUUCUUCUGUCACCAAAAGAGGUCUCAAUGUGGACCAGCUGAACAUGCUGGGAGAGAAACUUCUUGGUCCCAGUGCUGGCCCUGAUGGUCUUAUUCCAUGGACUCGCUUCUGUAAGGAAAAUAUAAAUGAUAAAAAUUUUCCUUUCUGGCUUUGGAUUGAAAGCAUCCUUGAACUCAUUAAAAAACACCUGCUCUGUCUCUGGAAUGAUGGGUGUAUCGUGGGCUUUAUCAGCAAGGAGCGAGAGCGGGCUCUGCUGAAGGACCAGCAGCCGGGGACAUUCUUGCUGCGGUUCAGUGAGAGCUGCCGGGAAGGGGCCAUCACGUUCACAUGGGUGGAGCGGCCCCAGAAUGGCGGUGAAUCUUGCUUCCAUGCGGUUGAACCCUACACAAAGAAAGAACUUUCUGCUGUUACUUUCCCUGACAUUAUUCGCAAUUACAAAGUCAUGGCCGCUGAGAAUAUUCCAGAGAAUCCCUUGAAGUUUCUGUAUCCAAAUAUUGAUAAAGACCAUGCCUUUGGAAAGUACUACUCCAGGCCAAAGGAAGCCCCAGAGCCUAUGGAACUUGAUGGCCCUAAAGGAACAGGAUAUAUCAAGACUGAAUUGAUUUCUGUGUCUGAAGUUCACCCUUCUCAACUUCAGACCACAGACAACCUUCUUCCCAUGUCUCCUGAGGAGUUUGACGAGGUGUCUCGGAUAGUGGGCGCUGUAGAAUUUGACAUGAUGAAUGCAGUAUAAGAGCAUGAAUUUUUCUCAUCUUCUCUGGUGACAUUUUUCCUUCCCACCUGUGAUUCCCUCCUGCUACUCUGUUCCUUCACAUCCUGUGUUUCUAGGGAAACAAAAGAAAGGCCAGCAAAUUCGCUGCAACCUGUUGAUAGCAAGUGGAUUUUUCCCUAAUUCAGAAACAUCUGUUACUCUGAAGGGCUUCAUGCAUCUUAUUGAAGGUAAAAUUGAAAGGCCCUCUCCACAGAGUGGGUUUUACAAAUAAAAAAACAUCCAGAUACACCAAAAACAUCAGAACUAGAAUGAGAGUCCUUUGGGAAAGGUGAAACAUUUAGCAGCAUCUAGCAAAUGCCAUGCCUAGAGUCAGUGCUCAGUUGUUAUAGGUGGUUGGGUAGAUCACACGGUUAUUUAGGCAACUGCUUCAUGCAGGAUUGGCAUAUUUCUAUUCUGGAGAAUUCUUAUUUGUUCUCUCUGCUUUAAAUGUGGCUAGAAGUUUUCCAAUGGUUUGCCUAUGAAAUAGUGAAAAGUUAAGUUUAUAUAGAAUUACAUCACCUCUUUAUUGAAGGUAGCCAUCCUGUGUCUGGGCAGAGGACAAAAGUUGUGUUCUUUAUUAUAUCUUCCACACUAGCCAUUGAAAGCUAGAGACAAAUUCUCUCUCGGGAGAAUUAGUUUUUCUGUUUGUUAUGGCUUUAUGAUACUGGCCAAUAUCAAAUGGAAGGAAGUAAACUUUCCAAAUUCGUGAGUAGUGUUUUCCGUUUAAACUUUAAUAUCCAAAGCUGAAUAUAUUCUGCCUUCAUCACGGUCACUAGUAAAUGAAAUUGUCUUCACAGUUCUAUCAAGGGAGCCAAACUAUUAACAGCUCUCUUAAGGUAAAUCCUGUUAUUUUUCAAAAAGUUGAAAUUAAUUGUAGAUGUAGACAAACUCAGAAGUUUAAUGCAUGUUUCUUAAAUGGGUUCACUUGUCCUUAUUGUUAUUAGCUGGUAUUUAGUCUUAGUCAUAAAAUUUUCAAAUUGAGAAGAGAAGAUAGUAACUGACAAAUCAUUAACCAGAGAUUAUGAGAGUCAAAUAAUUUGAAAACUCACCCUGUGUAACUGCAUUGAGAAUUGCGUAUUUUUCACUGAUAAAUGUGUUUCUCUCACAAAUACAUUGCAAAUGGUUCCACUG
Molecule: messenger RNA, 3801 nt
Organism: Balaenoptera musculus (blue whale)
Lineage: Eukaryota; Metazoa; Chordata; Mammalia; Artiodactyla; Balaenopteridae
Gene: STAT1
Product: signal transducer and activator of transcription 1
Exons: 25
Coding region: 403-2652 (749 amino acids)
Biological process (GO): regulation of transcription by RNA polymerase II; type I interferon-mediated signaling pathway; response to peptide hormone
Molecular function (GO): RNA polymerase II cis-regulatory region sequence-specific DNA binding; DNA-binding transcription factor activity, RNA polymerase II-specific
Source: RefSeq, a predicted model, not a curated record